CUGCGGCUGGAACUUCAUGUUGCCGCAUUGGAAUGCGGCAUGUUCAGCAGGAAACAUCAACUGGCAUUUGGCUUGUGUGCGCGCCGAGAGUUGCCGAGUAGCCUGGCCCAGAAGGUCAACUCGGUGACAAAUCAAUGAACGGUAAAAGCUUUCGACACUUUUAAUUAACAACCAACCAAGCAAAAAAUAAAGAAACGUUAAGCGAUUAACGGUGGCAGUGCCACAAAAUCAAUAGCAAACAUUAACAGCAACGGUUGUCAACAAAAAACGUAACAACAAGCACAUCCGGUCUAGUAAGUUUUUGCGUAACCAGGCAAAAAUUGAAAACUAACAACAAAACCAAAAUUGAAAAAUUUAACACAAAAUUUUCUAAUAAUUGAAAAGUGAGUUUCAAAGCCACAGAAUUUUGAAUGCCAAAAUGUCGUCGCCGUCGUCGUCGUCAACGCAUCCAUACGGCCUGACAGCGAAUGUUAUUAGUCCGUAUGGUGGCUUGGCAAACACAAGCUCUAACCAACAGCAGCAGCUGCCGCAACAACAGCAACCACAACAAACUAAACGUCCAUUAGAAGAUCGAGAACUGGAGCGAGAGGAUGCGCUGGAGUAUUUUAUAAAAUUUCCAAAGCCAGCAGCGGACAAUGAUUUUUCGCUUAUUAAUACCAAUGAGGAGCAAAACAAUGUGCCGAUUGUAAUGCUGCUGGGCUGGGCGGGCUGUCAGGAUCGUUAUUUAAUGAAGUAUUCAAAGAUCUAUGAGGAGCGUGGUCUCAUAACGGUGCGUUAUACGGCACCGGUGGAUACAUUGUUUUGGAAGCGCAGUGAAAUGGUUCCUAUUGGCGAGAAAAUUCUAAAGCUUAUACAGGAUAUGAACUUUGAUGCGCAUCCAUUGAUAUUCCAUAUUUUCUCCAACGGUGGUGCAUACCUUUAUCAGCACAUCAACUUGGCCGUUAAAAAGCAUAAGUCGCCGCUGCAGGUGCGUGGUGUGAUCUUUGACUCUGCGCCAGGAGAACGACGUAUGCUGGGUCUCUAUCGUGCCAUCACAGCCAUUUACGGUAGAGAGAAGCGAUGCAAUUGCCUCACAGCAUUGGCAAUUACACUGACUCUAAGCAUUGUUUGGUUUGUGGAAGAAACUUUUGUGGCCUUUAAGAGUUUGUUUUUCAAUUCGACGCCAGUGCAUGCGAGUCCAUUCUGUGAGCUAAAGAACGAAACAAAUAAAUAUCCGCAGCUGUUUCUCUACUCUAAAGGCGAUGUGGUCAUACCGUAUAGAGAUGUGGAGAAGUUCAUACGUCUGCGACGAGAUCAAGGCAUUAAUGUAUCUUCUGUUUGCUUUGAAGAUGCUGAGCAUGUAAAAAUUUACACCAAAUAUCCAGCACAGUAUGUCCAAUGUGUGUGUAGCUUUAUAAGAAACUGCAUGACAAUGCCAGCCUAUCAGGUGUCCGCUAAUUUAUCGGACUCUGAAUCCGCAGAUCAACUGCUGGAGCAGCAUCAGCAACACCCAGCUGGAGUUAAUUUGAAAUAUGAUUAGAUAUUGGUUUCGAUAGGCAAGCAACUAACACUUAGUGCUCCCGGUAGGACAGGAGAACGCAUACAACGCAUGUGAUAGGCAGCACAACUAUACUUAUAAUAAGGUAACCGCAACUUAUUCGACUCGAAAAAAGCAGAAAUUAUAUAUAUGUAAUUAAAUGAAUUGCUAGCGAUCGCAUUGCGUACGCUGCCGCUUUAAUGUAGAAACGAAUUUAAGAGUUACUCAAUCUAUAUGUGCAUACCUAUAUUUUUUUCUCUUUGCAAUAUGCACAAAGCGCCCUAAGAAAAUCUAAAUAUAACAAGCAUUUUAAAAAUUGAA
Drosophila busckii is the source of this 1837-nucleotide messenger RNA. Its product is annotated as transmembrane protein 53. The coding region runs from base 419 to 1519 and encodes 366 amino acids. The record is from RefSeq and is a predicted model, not a curated record. The transcript has 3 exons. NCBI's taxonomy places the organism in Eukaryota, Metazoa, Arthropoda, Insecta, Diptera, Drosophilidae.